This is a messenger RNA of Oppia nitens, 1280 nucleotides long. Its product is annotated as cyclin-D-binding Myb-like transcription factor 1. The coding region runs from base 27 to 1280 and encodes 417 amino acids. Lineage: Eukaryota; Metazoa; Arthropoda; Arachnida; Sarcoptiformes; Oppiidae. Gene Ontology annotation, biological process: regulation of transcription by RNA polymerase II. Gene Ontology annotation, molecular function: DNA-binding transcription factor activity, RNA polymerase II-specific; RNA polymerase II cis-regulatory region sequence-specific DNA binding. The record is from RefSeq and is a predicted model, not a curated record. The transcript has a single exon. Gene Ontology annotation, cellular component: nucleus.
CAAUUAAUGAUAUAAAUAGUUGUGAAAUGAAAAAAACAAAUAAAGAAGUGAUGAAUGAAUCAAUUGAUCGACAAUUGAAUGACAAACAAGUAAUUAGUGAUAAAAGCGAUGCAAAACUGUUUGACACAAACACUGAGAUUAUAGUAACAAACAUUGCAUUCAAUACACAAUCAGUCAAUAAUUGUCAGACUAGUAGUAGUAGUAGUAGUAAUAGUGAUUAUACUGAUUGCGAUAAUAGUGUCGACAAUACAAAUAAUACGCUAUUAAGCGAUUCACGAUUGCAUAGACUUAUACCGUAUGCAAAAAUGACAGCCAAAGAGAAACAAAUAAUUAAUGAAAAUAAUCUGAAAGUAAUUAAAGGAAAGUUAAGUAAACAUGAAUUGGAAAUAUUGACCGGAAAUUGGGAUAAGUUUUGUGAAGACUAUAAGUGCGAUGAAGACAUGAAAACACGUCUAUUGGGUUACUUUGCAUUGACUAAUAGAUAUACUAGAAAACAGAGGAAAGAUUUUCAAUAUUUUAUGAGAAGCUCACAGUUUUUGAUGCGAUUGGCCAAUGGUUUGCCUAAUCGUACGAUUUUACAGAUAUAUCAAACGGCAAGAGUUAAGUUUCAUUCAUUGAAAUAUCUUAGAGACCUAUCAAUGGAUAUGAGAGAUAAAGUCAAAAGUUUACAUUCAGUUUAUGGUAAUAAAUGGACAGAAAUUGGCGAAAGAGUUACUUCGACACCGAAUUCAGUUUAUUGUUAUUUUCGGUUAAAUUUCAACAAAAAUGGCGAACCAUUUGAUACGGGAAAGUGGACUCUGGAUGAAGACCUGAGACUAUUGGCAGCAUUUAAACGAGUGCUGAAUACCGAUGAUCUUAAACAACAUAUCUAUACUAAACAAUUGCCGUUCAAACAAAUCGGUGAUUUGGCUGAAAUUAAUAGAAGUUUAACACAAAUUGAAAAACAUUGGCAUCAAUACCUGCGCUGGCAAUUGGCUCAAUGGGAUCAACUGGUGGACAGUUGGUCGCAGACAGACACCGCACGACUAAUAUAUUGUUUGUUUAAAUAUAACUUUACCGAUGAAUCGGACAUCGAUUGGGACAUAAUUAAGGAAAAAUUUGCAAAUAUUUCGUCGUUCAACUCAUUGAUGAGAAACUGGCGUCUAAUUAGUCAAACGGUUCCCUCAGUUGACUGUAAAUCCUAUAAACAGAUCAUUGAUUUUCUUUAUGAUAACUAUUUGCCAAAAUAUAUUAAAAGUGAUGACGAAUUAAAAGAGUUUGAAAUGUUUUUUAAUAGUUAA